UUUUAAUUUCGGAUGUGAGACCUCUCCAUAGAAACCAUCUCGAGAGGCUUUGGUUGGACUUCCACUUCGCUCAGUCGACUCCCCGCGGCUGCCUCUAAUCGUCACCCUCUUAUUUACCCCUCUUUGCCGUUGGCCGGCUUUCUUCUCUGCGUCAUUCUGUUACCCAACGUGUAUCCACUACUCCUCUUGUAUUUCUUCACCCUCCUGUCCUAAUCCCCCUCCUUUCUCUCUUAGUUCCUUCAGUAAUUUGCCCUCCUCUCUCUUUCUGACUUCCGCAGCCUCCGCUCGGUCCCCCUCCCCGACUCUUUCUCUCUGCCGAUCAUGGCCUUUGAACGGAACGCGCGGUAUUUCGGCUCCUAUGUCAUGCAGAGACCCGCUAUGGGGCGUAUCACGGGCGUUCCCUUGGACCAGAAAACAUGUGAGACCUGGCCAGACAUUUGGGGCUUCCAGGCGCACCCUGGAGAUGUUCUGGUGGCCGCCUAUCCCAAAGCAGGAACCACAUGGAUGCAGGAGGUGGUGGACAUGAUACACGAAGACGGAGACGUGGCGAGGUGCCGGCGCGCCCCCACAUACGACCGGCACCCAUUUCUAGAGGUUGUGGCCCCCAAGCCCGUGCCAUCAGGGCUGCAGUUAGCAGAAGCCAUGGAGCCGCCCCGUAUCCUAAAGACUCAUCUUCCGGUCCAGUUGUUGCCUCCGUCGUUUUGGGAGAAGAAGAGUAAGGUCAUUUACGUCGCUAGAAAUGCCAAGGACUGCCUGGUCUCCUACUUCCAUUUCCAGAGGAUGAAUAAGGGUCUGCCGGACCCCGGGAGCUGGGAAAAUUACUUCUCAACGUUCCUGUCUGGAGAGGUUCCCUGGGGCAGCUGGUUUGAGCACGUCACCGGCUGGUGGAACGCAAAAGACCGACAUCAAAUACUUUACAUUUUCUACGAAGACAUGGUCGAGGAUCUGAGGCGCGAGGCGCAGAAAGUGGCCAGGUUCCUUGAGAAAGAUCUGUCUGAGGAUGUUCUGGAGAAGAUCUGCCAGCACACCUCCUUCCAGGCCAUGAAGGACAACCCCAUGGCUAAUUACAGCACCAUUCCUACGUUCGUAAUGGACCAUUCCAUCUCCCCGUUCAUGAGAAAAGGCAUCGUAGGAGACUGGAAGAACCAUUUCUUGGUGGCCCAGAACGAAAUCUUUGACGAGGAAUACGAGAGAAGAAUGAAAGGGACCACACUGACCUUCCGCACCCAACUCUAAAAGACAGAAGAGGGACAGUAAAGGGGGCAUUAUUCCUCCCCAGU
Messenger RNA from Spea bombifrons (plains spadefoot toad), 1280 nucleotides. RefSeq names its product sulfotransferase 1C1-like. The coding region runs from base 322 to 1236 and encodes 304 amino acids. The transcript has 7 exons. Gene Ontology annotation, cellular component: cytoplasm. Gene Ontology annotation, molecular function: sulfotransferase activity. Lineage: Eukaryota; Metazoa; Chordata; Amphibia; Anura; Pelobatidae. Gene Ontology annotation, biological process: sulfation. The record is from RefSeq and is a predicted model, not a curated record.